This is a messenger RNA of Nerophis ophidion (straightnose pipefish), 6017 nucleotides long. Its product is annotated as olfactomedin-like. Gene Ontology annotation, biological process: signal transduction. Lineage: Eukaryota; Metazoa; Chordata; Actinopteri; Syngnathiformes; Syngnathidae. The transcript has 5 exons. The record is from RefSeq and is a predicted model, not a curated record. The coding region runs from base 80 to 1507 and encodes 475 amino acids.
UUUUCCACAUAAUUUUUCUCAUGCUGAUGCAGCAGCUUUAGGAAAUGUGUUUGGUGAACUCGAACGUGCACUGCACAGCAUGAAGGAGAUGAUGGACAGCUUUACUCCUCGCUACUUCAACAUGCUGCUCGUGUUGCUGAUGCUUUCAUCCACCGUGGACUGUCAGGUCCAGCAGGUUUCAGGCCACAUGAGCAAUGGUUCAUGUGCGUGUCAAGUCAACACCAACAUGUGGCUUUUCCCCACUGUGAAAUACGAGGCCGCACUGCAGAAAGUCGAGUCUUGUGAGGAUUCCCUAACCGCACUACUAAAACAAGUGAACUUGUCCCACCAGCGCGUGCCUGAGAUCCAAUCAUUGAUGGACAACAUCACAGCCCGACUGGAGCCUUACGAUUACCUCAACUAUAGAGGUCUUUAUUCCAAUCUGCAUUUGCGUCCGCUCACCAAGGUUCUCAGCAAGCUAGAGAAUGACAUCAACGCCAUAUCCAUUCAGAUGGACAACGACCAAACAAAGAAACUUUCCAAAGAGGUCACGAAACUGCGAGGAGAUGUGGAUCGCUUGCACAUGUCAGACUCAAACAACAUGAAGACUGUGAGAGAGAAACUGCGCAAAUUGAAGAACAGCGCUGUCUCUUGUAUGUCCAUUCCCAAAGACUUCCGAGGUACACACAGGUAUUGCCUAAAUGGUCUCAUCACCAACAUCAGCCAACCGAUCACAACUAAAAUCAGUCCUUACGGGAAGAACAUCAUCUCCGGCUCAUGGGGUCAACAGACUCAACGGGACAGCGAAGGCCUGAAUAACGCCUUCUGGGUCCAGCCUUUGGUCCACAACCAUAUCUCUGGCAACACCCUUCGAGUUUAUCAAUCCUACGAAGACUUCAUGGCCUCCACCAACCACAAAGAUUACAUCUUUGCUCCGAACAACAUUCACGCCGACUCCAUUGAAGGUCCGAGUGCCGUCCUGUACGGAGAGGCUCUGUAUUAUCACUGCCACCAAUCGGCAGAUGUUUGUCGCUACGACCUGAACAGCAACAAGGUAGCGAGGGUCACACUUCCCGGCAUCAAAGCAGGAGACACCAAGAAGUUCCCUUAUUGCUAUUACGAUUGUCGCGCCAGCACCGACAUAGACGUGGAGGUCGAUGAGACGGGGCUGUGGGCCCUCUACGCCACUUUCGGUAGCCACGGCAACAUUGUGGCGAGCAGACUCUCUUGGAACAACGAAAGCGCAACGCUCAACGUCACCCAGACGUGGGAGACGAGGCUGUUCAAGAGGGCGGUGACCAACGCUUUCAUGGUGUGCGGAGUGCUGUACGCGACUCGCUACCUCGAUGACCACCGAGAGGAAGUCUUCUACGCGUUUGACACGGCGACGGGAAAGGAGGACAACACGCUGGCGUUGACCCUCGAAAAGAUCACCGCCGGCGUCGCCAGCCUGAGCUUCAACCCCGUCAACCGCCGCCUCUACAUGUUCAACAAUGGCUACCUUCUCGCUUAUCAAACACAUUUCUGAAAUUAAACACAAAUAUGCAGUUAAUUUUAAUCAAUAAAGUACUAUCUAUCAAUCUAUCUAUCUAUGAAAAUCCCCAAGUUGGCAUUAUUAAAGGGAUGAUUGUCUUCAUUCCGUUUUGUUUAGUGUAGUAUCAAUCAAUCAAUCAAUCAAUGUUUACUUAUAUAGCCCUAAAUCACUAGUGUCUCAAAGGGCUGCACAAACCACUACGACAUCCUCGGUAGGCUCACAUAAGGGCAAGGAAAACUCACACCCAGUGGGACAUCGGUGACAAUAAUGACCCAGUGGGACGUCGGUGACAAUGAUGACUAUGAGAACCUUGGAGCGGUGGAAAGCAAUGGAUGUCGAGUGGGUCUAACAUGAUACUGUGAAAGUUCCAUCCAUAAUGGAUCCAACACAGUCACGAGAGUCCAGUCCAAAGCGGAUCCAACACAGCAGCGAGAGUCCCGUUCACAGCGGAGCCAGCAGGAAACCAUCCCAAGCGGAGGCGGAGCAGCAGCGCAGAGAUGUCCCCAGCUGAUACACAAGCGAGCAGUACAUGGCCACCGGAUCGGACCGGACUCCCUCCACAAAGGAGAGUGGGACAUAGAAGAAAAAGAAAAGAAACGGCAGAUCAACUGGUCUAAAAAGGGAGUCUAUUUAAAGGCUAGAGUAUACAAAUGAGUUUUAAGGUGAGACUUAAAUGCUUCUACUGAGGUGGCAUCUCGAACUGUUACCGGGAGGGCAUUCCAGAGUACUGGAGCCCGAAAUUAAAAAGCUCUACAGCCCGCAGACUUUUUUUGGGCUUUGGGAAUCACUAAUAAGCCGGAGUCCUUUGAGCGCAGAUUUCUUGCCGGGACAUAUGGUACAAUACAAUCGGCAAGAUAGGAUGGAGCUAAACCGUGUAGUAUUUUAUACGUAAGUAGUAAAACCUUAAAGUCACAUCUUAAGUGCACAGGAAGCCAGUGCAGGUGAGCCAGUACAGGCGUAAUGUGAUCAAACUUUCUUGUUCUUGUCAAAAGUCUAGCAGCCGCAUUUUGUACCAACUGUAAUCUUUUAAUGCUAGACAUGGGGAGACCCGAAAAUAAUACGUUACAGUAAUCGAGACGAGACGUAACAAACGCAUGGAUAAUGAUCUCAGCGUCUUUAGUGGACAGAAUGGAGCGAAUUUUAGCGAUAUUGCGGAGAUGAAAGAAGGCCGUUUUAGUAACGCUUUUAAUGUGUGCCUCAAAGGAGAGAGUUGGGUCGAAGAUAAUACCCAGAUUCUUUACCGUGUCGCCUUGUUUAAUUGUUUGGUUGUCAAAUGUUAGAGUUGUAUUAUUAAAUAGAGUUCGGUGUCUAGCAGGACCGAUAAUCAGCAUUUCCGUUUUUUUGGCGUUGAGUUGCAAAAAGUUAGCGGACAUCCAUUGUUUAAUUUCAUUAAGACACGCCUCCAGCUGACUACAAUCCGGCAUGUUGGUCAGAUUUAGGGGCAUGUAGAGUUGGGUGUCAUCAGCAUAACAGUGAAAGUACAGUAGGAAGGGGAUUUCAUUUGGCCUCAUUUGUCGCGGUCCCAGGUUGGUAGUAACGCUCUACAUCUACCGUAUUUUUUGUAAGGCGCACUGCUGAUGAAUGGUCUAUUUUUUUACUUUUUUUAUAUAUAAGGCUACUCGAUUAUAGGGCUCAUUAAUGGAGUCAUAUUAUUUAUUUAUUUUUUUUCUAAAUGUAAGACUUCCUCGUGGUCUACAUAACAUGUAAUGGUGGUUCUUUGGUCAAAAUGUUGCAUAGAUUAUGUUUUACAGAUCAUCUUCAAGCUGCUUUCUGACAGUCGCGUUGUGGGCGGUCUUAUUUACGUGGCUCACCUGUCUUCUCCCCGUCAUUUCCUCAUCCACCAAAAAUGUGUUCCAUGAAAAACCGUCCGACCGGAACUCUCUUAAUUCUUUGGGUGAAUAAUGUAAACUCACUACACCGGUAUGUUUCAACGCUUUCAUGGCAUAUAUAAGAAUUUUACAGUACUUGCUUCCUCAGUAGAAGCAAUUAAGUCCCAUCUUAAAACUCAUUUGUAUACUCUAGCCUUUAAAAAAGCCCCCCUUUUAGACCAGUUGAUCUGCCGUUUCUUUUCUGCCCUUCCCACCUCUCCCUCAGGGAGGAGGGGGCACAGGUUCGGUGGCCACGGAUGAAGCGCUGGCUGUCCAGAGUCGGGACCCGGGGUGGACCGCUCUCCUGUGCAUCGGUUGGGGACAUCUCUGCGCUGCUGACCUGUCUCUGCUCGGGAUGGUCUCCUGCUGGCCUAUCUCACUAUUAUGUUAGAUCCACUAUGGACUGGACUCUCACAAUAUUAUGCUAGAUCCACUCGACAUCCAUUGCACCGUUUGCCCUAGGGGAGGGAGGGCCCACAUCUGCGGUCCUCUCCAAGGUUUCUCAUUGUCCCAUUGGGUUGCCUUUUUCCUUGCCCUGAUGUGGGAUCUGAACCGAGGAUGUCGUUGUGGCUUGUGCAGCCCUUUGAGACACUCGUGAUUUAGGGCUAUAUAAAUAAACAUUGAUUGAUUGAUUAUAUUAGAAAUGGCAACAGGGGAGGAUGAAUGUCCCAUAACAAGAAGAUAGAGAAAAACAAGAAGCUUAUCGACUACGGGGCCGUCACGGACUACAAAGGCAGACGCGCGUAAUUUUUCAGGACUUAUGCCGAUCCCAAAUACAGAUCAGCGGGUACCAGAAGAUAAGAAAAGUUGCUUUUGCAUAAUAUGGCGAAACAAAACGCCAGAUAAUAUUGCUUACCUUAUACACACACCAUAAUAAUACUCAUAUGUUGAAGCACAGUACAAUCUAUCAAGCGGUGUGGCUUCAUAGCUUACCAAAGUCGUACUAAAACAUUUUUUGUGUAAUGUUCUCUAUUUUUAAUAGAACAUAGAAAAUGCUGGUGUUGUUUACUUGAGUCAUAUUGCAGUCUACACUUAUCUCUUAUGUGUGACUGCCAUCUACUGGUCACACUUAUCAUUACACCAUGUACCAAAUAAAAUAGCUUUGAGGUGGGUAAGCAAAACCAGAAUUAUUCCUUACAUUAGGCGCACCGGGUUAUAAGGCGCACUGUUGAGUUUUGAGGGGAAAAAAGAUUUCAAGUGCGCCUUAAACUCCGGAAAACAAAUCAAAGCAAAUCAACUUUAUUUAUAAAGCACAUUUAAAAUUUACCACAGGGGUAGUCAAAGUGCUGUACAAUGGACAGGUUAAAAGAUAAUACGAGGACCGAGCAAACAAGACAACACAAACAGAACAUGAUAAAAAAUAAAUAAAUAAAACAUAAAAACAGGUUGACAGCAGGUGUAUAAUGGGUCGCCAUUGCAGGAUGGAUAUCACUUAGUGUUAAAAGCCAAGGAAUAAAAGUAUGUUUUAAAGAGAGAUUUAAAAACAGGAAGAGAGGAGGGUUGUCUAACACUCAGAGGUAGGUCGUUACAAAGCUUGGGAACAGCAGCAGCGAAAGCUCUGUCACCUCUAAGCUUCAGCCUUGUGUCAGGGACCGUCAGUAGUAGCUGAUCGGCUGAUCUUAGGGAUCGAGUGGGGCAGUAAGGCUGAAGGAGGUCGGAGAGAUAUUGGCGCGAGGUUGUUUAGACAUUUAAAAGCAAAUAGAAGGAGUUUAAAAUUGAUUCGAUAACGCACAGGGAGCCAGUGAAGGGACGCUAAUAUAGGGGUGAUGUGCUCAUGUCUGCGGGUCUGUGUUAGCAGACGAGCAGCAGAGUUCUGCACGAGCUGCAGGCGGGCGAGGGAGGCCUGGCUAAUGCCUACAUACAGGGCAUUGCAGUAGUCUAAACGAUUCGAGAUAAACACGGUACUAAAGUAACUUUUUGGAUGAAUUUAACUUGUCAGAGAAGUUUUAAUGCAACAUACUUUUUACUUUUACCUUACUUUAUACUUUUUUAAACAUACUUUUUUCUUUUUUAUAAUUGAGGAGAAUAAACGCUGCUUUUACCCUGUUACCUUGAGUUUAAUUCCGAUCAUUACAUUUAUAUCACAAUUAUUUAUGAUUAUUGAUUAUUGCAAGGACGUAUUCUUAUGACAGAGACCCUGCUUCCGGCUUACCUUGUUUCACCAAUCCAACGUAAGCAAUUGUGACGUUUGAGUCCACUGCACCUAUCAAACAAGAACAAAGUACAGUUACCUGCACCUUAUGUAACAUCCAUCCAGAAACUGUUUACCACCUGUUUUGGACUUGUGAAAGUACUAGAUCACUAUGGCAGGGCAUCUGUCGCUUUAUCCUGUACAAUAUUCAUUACAAAUUUGUGCUAUGAUAUUUGGAUUUACACUGUAUGAAACAAAAAUUUGAAAAGGAAUUUUACCUUUGCAACCUCAUUGUACUAUUGGCUAAGUUUUAUAUACAUAAAUGUAAGUUUCUCAAUACCCGACCUGUUUUGUGUGACUUUAAAAAGGAUUUCGAACUCUACAUCAGUGGUUCUCAACCUUUUUUCAGUGAUGUACCAUCUGUGAACAUUUUUUUAAUUCAAAAACCCCCUAAACAGAACAAAGCAUUUUUGGUUGAAAAAAACAGAUAAAUAUGUAAAAUACA